Molecule: messenger RNA, 1195 nt
Organism: Leptopilina boulardi
Lineage: Eukaryota; Metazoa; Arthropoda; Insecta; Hymenoptera; Figitidae
Exons: 2
Coding region: 185-703 (172 amino acids)
Source: RefSeq, a predicted model, not a curated record
UUGAUAUAAAAGUCGAUAAGAAAAGCAUAAUACCAUUUAAAACAAAAGUUUUAUUCAAUCUUAGAAGAGUAACUUAAGUACCACUAAAAGUUUCUUAAAACAAGUAUUUACUUAUUGUCAAAGAAUUAUUUACAAUUUUAUACUGACUACAAAAAAAGAAAAGAAGUAAAUUUAUUGAAUCAAAAUGGAGGUAGGAAAUUUAGCGAACCCUUUGGGAACGCUUCAGACGAUCUCUGUGCUGAGUUGCAUGUCAGCAUUGAGUGAUGUUCUUUUCGAAGAAAAUUUUCUCAAAGGAACUGAUGAAAACAAUAAAAUUCCAAUUAUCAAUGCCUUGUAUCACUAUAGUUUUGACAAAAAUAAUAAACUUGAUUCGAACCAAAGAAAAAUUCGCCUAGCUGAAAAAGUCGGAAGCAGUUGUAAUCUAAAAGGUGUCAAAGAUCCAAAUGUUAUCAACAAAAAUCUGAACCACGUUAUUGAAUCCGUCAUCUUUGAAAAAUACGGCAGCAUCGAUGGAUUUAUAGCCUAUAGUCAAAUGGCUGCAACAGAUUAUUCUCUAAAACUACCGGAGCUUCUCAAAGAGACGCUAAAAAAUGUACGUUUUUAUAAUGAUAAUGGGGGAACUUCUUACCUCGAUCAACUAGCAGUUGAUCAAAUAUUCAAUGAUUUGAUCAAACCUUUACUACCGGGAAAAAAAAUUCAAUGACAAACAAUGGACCUGGACAAACGAGAGUAUUUUAUGAAAUGAAAUUUGCUGAGCCAAUAAUUAGAGCAAGGGCAAUCAUUUAUUAGUCUUGGACGAAAAUGAGACAAUUUUACUUCCUAAUACUAAAUUUCAUAUCGAUAGCAUAGAAGACGAUACCAAUUGUGAACCACUGUAAUCGGGUGUUAAAAUUAAGUGUAUCGUUGUUAAAUUGUCAGCAUUGAAAAAUCAAUCAACGAUAUUGGAUCGUGAAAAAAGUAUCAUGAAAGAUAUAAAUGAAUUCGAAAAGAGUGGAACGAAAUUUUAUGUUAAAUCUUAGAUUUUAUUUAUAUUAUUUCUGUUAAUCUAUUGAUUUUAUACAGAUGAAAAAUUGUUUUUCUUAUUUUUUGUUUUAUUAUAUUUUAAUUUUAAUUACAAUAAUUAUUUUUAACAUACAAAUUUUAUAAAUUUUAUUAAUCAUUAAUUUCUUGCCAAAAUACAAUUUUAUAUAUUGUA